Molecule: messenger RNA, 315 nt
Organism: Arabis nemorensis
Lineage: Eukaryota; Viridiplantae; Streptophyta; Magnoliopsida; Brassicales; Brassicaceae
Source: the annotation of a GenBank genome assembly
AUGAACAUGUUAGCAAUAGCCUUGUCUCUGCUUUUAAUCUGUUUUGUCUUCUUCUUUUUCACCACCAGAAAAUCAUGUUCCGGUGAUAAAGGAGCCAAAAUCCCUCCGAGUCCUCCAAGGUUACCUAUACUUGGUAACACCCUUCGAAUCUGUGAAAAGCCUCACCGUUCACUUACCGAUCUCUCGAGGAUUUACGGAAGCGUUUGGUUUGACAGCAUGAAGAAUCACGACGAACUAAUUGUUAUCAACGCAGCGUUUAGAAGCAACCAAAGACUUAAGAAUGAGCAAGGUGCAAGAACUUAUGAGCUUCGUUAA